AUAUCCAUUGAGCUCACUCGCGAGCAGCUCCAUGACGCCUCUAGCGAGCCUUCCGAUGAAGAGGUGAUUGACGCACACCAGGCCGGUCACUCUUCUCGCAUCGCAAAUCAGAUAUAUGGGCUCUCUCAAUCGGUAUCGAACAGACUGUCGUUGUCUAUUGUCAACGAAUGUAUCAAGAACAGCGACCGUUGGUGCCGCGAUGUGCUCCGUCUCAUCCCC
Molecule: messenger RNA, 219 nt
Organism: Schizophyllum commune H4-8
Lineage: Eukaryota; Fungi; Basidiomycota; Agaricomycetes; Agaricales; Schizophyllaceae
Exons: 1
Source: RefSeq, a predicted model, not a curated record